AUCAAAUCAAGAGUAGUACGAGGCAACUUAUAGGCAUGUCGUAUCACAUUGCUCAACUAUAAACCCUAGAAGUAAAAAUGUUGAGAAGAAGAAUCACUUCACUACUAUCAUCGUUUUCACUCCAAAAUGUUCCAAUCUACAGCGAACCCAUCAAGAUUUCCCAACCCAUAUUCACAUCUUUACAAAAGUUUCGAUUUUUACAAUUUUCUCAACGCCCCAUCUCCAGCAUUGGAUCAUUGGGGUACCAGUUUCGCAGAGCUUACAGUCUUCUGAGCCUAAACGAUUUGCAAGAUAACAAAGGUUCUAGGAAGCAGAAGACUCGAAAAGGAAGAGGUAUCGGGUCGGGUAAAGGAAAGACGGCUGGUCGAGGACAUAAGGGUCAGAAAGCUAGAGGGACAUAUAAGUUCGGGUUUGAAGGUGGACAGACCCCACUUCGUCGCCGUGUGCCUAAACGUGGGUUUAAGAACCCAUUCAGUCUCACAUUUCAGCCGGUUGGGUUGGGAAAGAUUGCAAAGCUGAUAAAUGCUGGGAAGAUUGACUCGUCAGAGUUAAUCACAAUGAAAACUCUAAAGGAUUCUGGUGCAAUAGGGAAGCAAAUAGAAGAUGGAGCCAGGUUGAUGGGGCGUGGAGCUGAACAUAUUCAGUGGCCCAUCCAUCUAGAGGUCUCAAGGGUGACCGCUAGAGCUAAAGCAGCCGUGGAAGCAGCGGGUGGGUCUGUAAGGAGAGUGCAUUACAACAAACUUGGGUUGCGGGCACUACUGAAGCCUGAGUGGUUCGAGAAAAAGGGCAGGUUGCUCCCAAGAGCAGCAAGGCCUCCACCAAAACUGAAGGAUAAGGUGGAUAGCAUUGGGCGGUUGCCUGCCCCAACCAAGCCACUUCCUUUUGCAACUGAAGCUGCUGAGUCCAUGGCCGCUGCCCCAGCUUGAUAGUGACUAGCUUUCUUCAUGUUUUAUAGAUCUAGGUUCCAUUGCAAGGGAGCAGUUUUUGGCUUCAUGUAGCUUCCCUACUGCCUUUAUACUGGUUUUGAGUGUUCCCCAAUUGCCAUAGAUAUUCAGAAAUAAAAUCUAUUCACUUACUGAAGUUUUUGAGUGACCUAAAGUUCACUCAAGCAUGUAAUUUCUUAGGUAUUUCUGGAUUCUGGACUGUAACUUUUGCUUCUUUAGGUCGAAAUUGAGUGUUAAUAUUUCAUUCCAAAAGCAGGCAUAUGAAGAUGAAACUUUUCUCUA
This is a messenger RNA of Solanum dulcamara, 1226 nucleotides long. RefSeq lists its product as uncharacterized. NCBI's taxonomy places the organism in Eukaryota, Viridiplantae, Streptophyta, Magnoliopsida, Solanales, Solanaceae. Bases 78 to 926 code for a protein of 282 amino acids. Gene Ontology annotation, cellular component: mitochondrial large ribosomal subunit. The transcript is spliced from 4 exons. Gene Ontology annotation, biological process: translation. The record is from RefSeq and is a predicted model, not a curated record. Gene Ontology annotation, molecular function: structural constituent of ribosome.